AUGUACCGAGCGGUUGCAGCCGUUGCUUCAUCCCUCAGGUCCUCUGCUUCCAGGAAUCUGGUACGCAGUCGGGUUGUAUCUAGCAGAAAUUAUGCUGCUAAAGAUAUCAAUUUUGGGAUUGGGGCUCGGGCUGCAAUGCUAUCCGGUGUUAGUGAACUUGCCGAAGCUGUAAAGGUGACAAUGGGACCAAAGGGCCGCAAUGUCAUUAUUGAGCAAAGCCAUGGGAACCCCAAGGUCACCAAGGAUGGUGUAACCGUAGCCAAAAGCAUCAAUUUCAUCGAUAAGGCAAAAAAUAUUGGUGCAGAUCUUGUGAAGCAGGUUGCGAGUGCAACUAAUAAGGUUGCUGGUGAUGGUACGACUUGUGCUACCGUGCUGACUCAGGCAAUAUUUGCAGAAGGUUGUAAAUCAGUGGCUGCGGGGCUGAAUGUAAUGGACGUGCGCAGUGGUAUAAAUAUGGCCAUUGAUGCUGUUAUUGCAGAUCUGAAGAGCAGAGCAGUUAUGAUUAGUACACCUGAAGAGAUUACACAGGUAGCCACUAUCUCUGCAAAUGGUGAACGAGAAAUUGGGGAUCUGAUAGCACGGGCAAUGGAGAAAGUCGGGAAGGAAGGAAUCAUUACUAUUGUUGAUGGAAAUACUCUGGAUGAUGAGUUGGAAGUGGUGGAAGGGAUGAAGCUAGCCCGUGGUUAUAUUUCUCCUUAUUUUGUUACAGACGAGAAGACUCAGAAAUGUGAACUGGAAAAUCCCUUGAUCCUAAUUCACGACAAGAAAAUCUCGGACAUAAACUCCCUUGUGAGAGUAUUGGAGAUGGCUGUAAAGAGAAGAAGUCCUUUGCUAAUUGUGUCUGAAGAUGUGGAAAGUGAGGCACUGACUAUGCUUAUAAUCAACAAGCAUCGUGCAGGACUAAAGGUUUGUGCGGUCAAAGCUCCUGGAUUUGGGGAUAACAGAAGAGGAAAUUUAGAGGAUCUUGCCAUUCUUACUGGUGGAGAGGUUAUAAGUGAAGAUCAUGGCUUAAGUCUUGACAAAGUUAGUAUUAAUAUGCUUGGUUCGGCUAAAAAGGUCACUGUUUCUCUUGAUGACACUAUAAUUUUACAUGGGGGUGGGGAUAAGAAGCUAAUUGAAGAAAGGUGUGAACAGCUAAGAACAACCAUGGAGAAGAGUACUGCUUUGUUUGAUAAGGAGAAAGCUCAAGAAAGGUUGUCAAAGCUUUCAGGCGGUGUUGCAGUUUUCAAGGUUGGAGGGGGCAGUGAGGCCGAGGUUGGAGAAAGGAAAGAUAGGGUAACAGAUGCUUUGAAUGCUACAAGGGCUGCUGUGGAAGAGGGCAUUGUCCCAGGGGGUGGUGUUGCUCUCUUGUAUGCCACAAGAGUUCUGGAACACCUUGAAACUGAAAAUGAAGACCAAAAAAGAGGAGUUCAAAUAGUCGAAAAUGCUCUUAAGGCACCUACUUUCACUAUAGUCUCAAAUGCUGGUGGUGAUGGUGCUCUUGUUCUUGGCAAGCUAUUGGAACAAGAUGAUCUCAAUUUGGGCUAUGACGCAGCCAAAGGUUCGUGCUUUUUGACACCUUACUCCUCUCCAUAA
Molecule: messenger RNA, 1575 nt
Organism: Fraxinus pennsylvanica
Lineage: Eukaryota; Viridiplantae; Streptophyta; Magnoliopsida; Lamiales; Oleaceae
Source: the annotation of a GenBank genome assembly